Messenger RNA from Crotalus tigris (Tiger rattlesnake), 2415 nucleotides. RefSeq names its product phosphotriesterase related (gene PTER). The record is from RefSeq and is a predicted model, not a curated record. NCBI's taxonomy places the organism in Eukaryota, Metazoa, Chordata, Lepidosauria, Squamata, Viperidae. Bases 59 to 1141 code for a protein of 360 amino acids. Gene Ontology annotation, molecular function: zinc ion binding. Gene Ontology annotation, biological process: catabolic process. The transcript is spliced from 5 exons.
GCCAAGCAUCCAAAUUUUGACCAAUAUGGAGAUGCUGCAAUAGUUGUACGUGUGAAAAAUGAAAACAUAUUUUGUAUCAAUAAAGCAAAAAAUGUCUUCGCUGAAGGGUAAAAUUCAGACUGUAUUGGGCCUGAUAGACCCUAGCCAACUGGGUUACACUAUGACUCAUGAACACUUGACAAUGGGCUUCAGCUGCUCUUACUACCCACCACCUUUGGGUCAAGAAGCUCUUUCUGAAAAACCUAUUGAGAUGAAGAACUUGUUUUGGCUUAAACAGAAUCCUUAUAGCCACAAAGAGAACCUUCUGCUGUUUGAAGAGACAGAUGCUGUGAGAGAAGAACUCCUUCAUUACAAGGCUGCAGGAGGUGGAAGCAUAGUGGAAAAUACAACCACUGGGAUCAUGCGAGAUGUGAAGAUACUAAAACAGCUUUCAGAAGAAACUGGUGUCCAUGUUAUUGCUGGGGCAGGUUUUUAUGUAGAUGCCACUCAUUCUUCUGAGACUAAAGCUAUGUCUGUGGAACAGUUGACAGAAGUUAUUGUUAAUGAAGUUCUCAAUGGAGCUGAUGGAAGCAAUAUCAAGUGUGGUGUAAUAGGGGAAAUUGGCUGCUCUUGGCCUCUGACUGACAGUGAAAACAGAGUCCUUAAAGCAACAGCACAUGCCCAGGUGCAACUUGGCUGUCCAGUCAUCAUCCAUCCAGGCCGAAAUGGGGAUUCACCGUUCCAGAUCAUUAGAAUUUUGCAGGAAGCUGGGGCUAACAUCUCAAAAACUGUGAUGUCUCAUUUGGACAGGACUAUAUUUGAUGAGAAGAAACUAUUAGAGUUUGCCAAACUUGGAUGCUACUUAGAAUAUGACCUUUUUGGAACCGAAUUUAUUUCCUAUCACAUGAAUCCUGAUAUUGACAUGCCAAGUGACAAUGAAAGAAUUUUACGAGUUCGAAUGUUGAUUGAAGAAGGUUAUGAUGACAAAAUUGUGAUUGCUCACGAUAUUCAUACAAAACAUAGACUAAAGAAAUAUGGUGGCCACGGCUAUUCUCAUAUUCUUGAAAAUAUUGUCCCAAAAAUGCUCACGAGAGGAAUAUCUCAAAAUAAAAUUGAUAAGCUAUUGCUAGAAAAUCCCAAACAGUGGCUGACUUUUAAAUAAAAAUGUGAUCCUGUUUGCUUUGGUGAAAGUGAAAAAAAUAGAAUUGAAAUUGGUUGAGGAAAAUAAAAUUAUACCUUUGGAGCACAGAAUAAGAAAAUAUGAUUUGCAAUGUCAGAACUCCAAUUUUUUGAUUGUAUGAUUGCAACUUAAAAUAAUAACAAAAAUAGAUGUAUUUUUGGAAAAAAUAUGUUUAAUGAAACUUCUAUAAUAUGAAGAUGGAACAUAUCAUAUGAAUGAAUCAAAAUUAUUUUUAAAUGGCCUUCUAUGGAAUUAAUUGGGUGGAAAACAUCCAUUUGAAUUAAUCAGAAUGAGAGACUUCAAUCAUGGUCUGGCUCACAACUGAAUGUAAAUGCCAUUGUUUUAUGUUUAAGCCCUUGAUAGAACUACUAGUUUGUUUUGUUUUUUAAAAAUGGACAUCCUAAUAUGAAAUGCAGUGUACUUUAAGUGUAUCCAGCAAUUAAUCUUUCCUUGCUUCGUCUCGUACAUGUCUAUUUAUACAAUCAUUUGAGCAAAGCACAUAUAUAUAUAAAAAACUUCACAUGUGAAUUGGGUCUUUCCAUUUCCAAAAUACAACACUCUGCAUUGCAUUUCAAGAUGCAGAUGAAGCAGUCCCUUUGCAUAGAUCCAUCUACUUCUCUGAAACAUGACUCUUCUGUUUCUUGAAAUAUGCAUUUUAACAAUUUAGAGAAAAUCUCCCUAUUUUUCUGUCAGUAAGCUUAAAUUGCAUAUCUUCUCCAACAAAUGGAGUUAUGAGAUUCAUAGCUGAUUGUCAGAAUUAUUUUUUUUAAAAAAAAAAAACAGUUCUAGUAGGCUUAAACUGAAAAGUAAAUAAUGUUUGUAUCACCUUACAAAUUGGUGGCAUGAUCAAGAAAAUUUCAAUAGGAUCAUCAAAGGAAUAUUUUAAGAUCUGUUGAUACGCUAUGAAAUAAUUUCUAAUGCAUCACAGAGUGGAUAAUGACAGAAUUCAUUUGGUCCUUUUAAGGUAGAUUUUUGCCAUGAAAACUGCAGGAAUUUGGGAAGUAAUCACCAGGGAAGGGAGGUAGGAAGGGAGCAAGGGAGGGAGGAAGAAGGAAGGGAGAUUGGUUUGGGAAUCAAAAUUUAAUAUUUAAGUUGAAGUUAAAAGAAGCUAGGGUUGUACAAACAAAUAAAUGAAUAGGAUUACACUUUAAAUGUAUGGUUAUGAAGAAAAAGAAGAGUGAAUUCAAACUAACUUCUGAAUAUAUAUAUAUAUGGAACCUACUGGAUUGUAAAUAAAUAAAUUCCAUUUCAUUGGG